AUGAAUUCUAAAUUUAUUCGUGACUUAUAUCAUGACCCUCCUGGUACUCACAAAAUAACCCGAGCAAUUGUUGGAUUUUUUUUUGGAUUUUCCUUGGCUGUCUUUUUUUACGUCACUGUAAUACUGGACUUGGGGUUUCAACCCUACACUACUUUUGCACUGGGUUCUAUUAUUGUUACGAUGAUGUCUGUUGGAUGUGCGUUGUCUAUACAAAUAAGGUGCAUUUGUCUUUUGAUGAUUCCGUCAUUCUUAGGACGCACUGGUCGAGGUGUACUGAAAACUCUUGUAGUAGCCUACCUCAUUACUGGUCCGAUAUUUAAUUUAACUUAUAAUGCUAAAGAAAUUGUCCGUACAUUUGCUUGCACAUCUGAGCUACACUAUAAUUUGACUAAAAUGCGAGUCAAUUUAAUGUUCGAACCUUUGAAACAAGUAAUGAUGGGAAUGGAGGAAAAUAAAGCCAACAUGAAAGUCGUAUCAGACUCGGUUAAAAAAUUAAUGCUGCCGUUUGUUGAAGAAAUAGAAGGUAAAGAAGCGAUGAAGAAAUUCAGUGAAGAAAAUGAUUACAUUGAUGAAGAGACUAAAAAAGUUAAAGAUAAACGUAGAAAAAAACGUCAUAAAUUAGAUUCUGUGAAGACGGCGGCGUAUUACGAGACUAAGUAUCGAGAAAAACUUAAGAACAAAUGUGAAGACCAGCUCACUAAAGGCUCUGACAGAUGCCGAUAUAUGUUUGAAAAGUCUUAUGACGAAUGUUACGAGGCCGUUACAUGGGCUGCCGCUUGGCUUCUGUGCUGGCCAAUGAAACUUGACUUUGUUUGUCAAGCUGUCGAGUCUCUGGGGGGUGCUAACAUAUGUAAUCCUGAUGGUAAUAUCGAAGCUGGAGUUGGCGAUGGAUAUUAUGGUUUAAAAGAGGCACAAAAAUAUCUGGAAAAAAGCUCCAAAGACGCUCGUCUACAGUACAAAGUUGAUUUAUCAAAUUCUUCAGAGCUCGUUGGAAUACGCGAUGCCAGCGAUAUUGCCAAAUCAGUUCUCCACGAAUUUACAUAUCGCCGUGAUUUAUUUUUAUCAGUAAUGACGAUAAUAAAACGUUGCUUGGCAUUUAUUGUUCUCAAUAUUGUUCGAAGUGCUCAAAAGUAUCACGAUAAAUAUCUCAUGGAUAUCGAGCACGACAAUCGUUACAUUACCACAUAUUUCAAAGAAAUAGAUUCAAGACGUACGCUCAAAGGCACUCCAACUCUAUUGCCACUCAAAAAAAUUGAACGCUUACAAUACAUUGAUCCAUAUUCUGUAAAAUUAAUCCGUCGCGAACGGAUGAAUUUAAUUGGACAGACUUUAAAAUUAAUAUUUCAGGUUUUUAUGGCCUCUACUUUUAUUAUUCUUGAUUAUCUUUUGUACAUUACUUUAUUUCUUGUUCACAAACAUGGAAAAAUUGAUUUUACUCAGGAAGGUGAACAUAAUUUACAUGUAACCGUUCGCGGCGUAGGAUUAAUAGCCACAUUAAUGCGCAAUAUUCUUAACCGAUUUAAUGUUAAAAAACGAACAAAAGUAUCGGUAUCUAACAUCGAAUGUCUUCCACAUCCUCGUAAACUUCAAAGCUAUAUUUUAUACAAAAUAUACGUUACCUAUUUAAUGAUAUGGAUUUUAGCAUUUAUCGACGGUUAUAUUAAAAGAUUAAGAUCUAAAAUGUGUUCAUUUUUUUAUCCAAAACAUGAGGAGCGACGUAUUCUUUACUUGUACACAAAUAUCCAGAGACGAAGACUGCGCUUCAAUGAAUUCAAACGAAGUCGAAUACGAGUUUUGGUCAGGGAACAAUUAUUGGAACGUAAUGUCGAUUUGUGGUUGGUAUUGAGAACCGACUAUCCACGUUGGUUCGGUUGGAUCCGAUGGUUCGCUUUCGGGCGGCCGCGUUGUCUUCUUUGUAACGAAACGGAGCCAAGAAGAAAAUCAAAUUUUCACAAAUGCGCGACUGAAGUUUGUCCAUUUUUUUACUGCAGCGACUGCUGGAGAGACAUCGGAGAAAUAUGUUACGCAUGCACACCAGAUUAUUUGGACAGCAAUGACGAGUCGGAUGUUUUAGAUUCGGACGAAGAAAACGCGAGGAUCAACGCGGCUUCUGAUGAAUCUUAUUUCUGGCACCAUUGCGUGAUUUCUUAAUAAAAAAAAUUGCUGUUAUCUAAGACAUUGUAUAAAUUAUAAGACAGUAUUAUGAAGUGGAUCUAAUAAAAGGGUUAAGCAUGCGCCGGAUAAAUCGUGCAUCAUCAUUGUAUCCGAUAGCCACUAGCACGUGCAUUUCAUUAC
This is a messenger RNA of Microplitis demolitor, 2295 nucleotides long. RefSeq names its product protein sneaky. NCBI's taxonomy places the organism in Eukaryota, Metazoa, Arthropoda, Insecta, Hymenoptera, Braconidae. The coding region runs from base 1 to 2151 and encodes 716 amino acids. Gene Ontology annotation, cellular component: membrane. The record is from RefSeq and is a predicted model, not a curated record. The transcript has 8 exons.